Aspergillus uvarum CBS 121591 is the source of this 1458-nucleotide messenger RNA. RefSeq lists its product as uncharacterized. NCBI's taxonomy places the organism in Eukaryota, Fungi, Ascomycota, Eurotiomycetes, Eurotiales, Aspergillaceae. Bases 1 to 1458 code for a protein of 485 amino acids. The record is from RefSeq and is a predicted model, not a curated record. The transcript has 3 exons.
AUGCCCCUCCCAUACGUCCCAAUAUCCCCCCUCCUCCCCCUCGCCCUCCCCCUCCUCCUCCUCUGCCUCCUCACCCCAACCCUAACCCCCCCAGUCCAGAGCCAAUACAUCUCCCCGAUCCCCGCCCUCCCCCUGCCCAGCAACACCCCCAUCACCGCCACCUACCACGCCCCCACCCCUUACCUCUCCGAGCUCUCGGCCCCGAAACUCUCCGCCGUGAACGCCAGCGCCUUCGAAUGGUGGUACUUCGACGCCGUCGCCGCCCACAACCCCAACCUCUCCGCCGUGGUAACCUUCUUCACCAGCAGCCCCGCCGCGUUUCCCAUGGCGCCCCGGAAUGGCAGUUCCGUGGUCUGGAGUUAUGUCUAUGUCAGUUUACCGGAUUCUCCGUCGGGUCCCGGGGGGGAUGAAGCUGGGGGUGGGAAUGGGGGCAACGAUCGCGGCGAUAAGGGCGAUCAGGGCGAUAAAGGUGAUCAGGAGGAGCCCGGGGACUUGAUGGGAAGGGGGAUGCCGUACCGCCCGAUGAUCGGGGAUGGACGCGUGGUGAGUGAGAUGGGCGUCGCGGGGGAGGAGAGUGAGGGCAUCGUGUUGGGGGAUGGCGGCGGGUGGAAUGUGGGGUUCUGGGAGGGGUUGGGCGGGUGGGUUGCGAGUUCGGGGGGGUAUCCUGGUUUCUCCGGGGAGGGGUUUAAGAGGGGGAAGGGGAGGGGGAAGGGGAAGAAUAAGGGGAAAGGGGGCAAGAGGGUGGUUGCGCGUGGGCUUGGGGAUGGCAGCGGGGGGUUGUUGGCGAGGGGGAGGGCGGCUGCUCCUGCCGCUGCUGCUGCUGCUGCUGCUGCUGCUGCUGCUGCUGCUGCUGGGGCUACGGCAGGCCCGAAUCUGGAUGUUUGGGUCGGGUGGGAGGGGAGUAGGGCGACCGCCCCCCGAACGCCCUGCACAACAUCCCACCGGUUCGAUCCCUCACUGAGACUUGGGUCGAUCGGGUGGGUGAGCAUCGUGCCACAUGCGAAGGCCACCGUGGAUCUGAUCGUGGAUGGAGAGGAGGUCAAGUUCGAGGGAUAUGGGUACCAUGAUAAGAACUGGUCGGAACGCCCCUUUCACUCGCUCGUCAAGAAAUGGUUCUGGGGCCACGCGCACGUCGGCCCCUACUCGCUGGUCUGGUUCCAGGAGACGCCGCUCAACGCGCCGGUCCCCGUGGCCAGCGCGUCCGUCCUCAAAGAUGGGGUGACCGUGCUGAGCGGCUGUGAGGCCGGGAUUGUCAGCGUGCAGCGAGUCAGCCAUGCUGCGGCGUCCGGGUUCGCGGUCGAGGUGGUGAUGAGGGGGGUGAAUGUGACGAUGCUGGGGACGCGAGAGGUGGCGGGCGAUGGGCAGCACUUCUUCCGGUGGACGGGGACGGUCGAUGGGGAGGUGCUGGGCCAGAAAGUGAAUGGGGGAGUGGCGGUCUUUGAGGAGUUUGAUCUGUGA